Molecule: messenger RNA, 371 nt
Organism: Kockovaella imperatae
Lineage: Eukaryota; Fungi; Basidiomycota; Tremellomycetes; Tremellales; Cuniculitremaceae
Exons: 4
Coding region: 18-329 (103 amino acids)
Source: RefSeq, a predicted model, not a curated record
UCUUGCUCAGUUUGAGCAUGCCGAGUAGGGUGUCAAGCGGGGCAAAGUUGACUCUACAGCAUUUUCUGCUGCAAUCCUCUUUGCUGCAUGCGUACCGUGGAGCUGUGAGGGCGACGAGGCCCCUGCCAGACUCUCUCACUCGUCGUGAAACCCUAGACUUCUUUAGAGGCGAGCUGGAGCAAUUGCGUUUCGUGACGGAUCUCGAGACGCUCAGGACCUCGUUGUCAGCUUUUCAACGCACAACCAAGAUCAUGGGACCCCAGCUCGGACUUGGAGGACUUUCCUCUGAAAGUGGAUCGAAACUCAUCGGCAGAGCUAGAUCAAUCUAGAAAUCUCGGCACAGAUGCUAUACCAUGCAUGACACAUCGACC